AUUCUUUUGUUUUCGUUUUGAAUAAAACGAAGAAACGCAAGAGAGAUAGAUAGAUCUGACAUCUGAGGGCUUGGCUAAAGAGAUAUGGAGGCGGUGGUGGAGGUCGGAGCGGCAUGUGAAUUCGGGAAGCUUGAAAUCGCAAGAACAUCAACGGCAAGGAGAAGAAGGAAAAAGUCAAAGACUGGGCUUAAGAGAAACGGCCAACUGGCAUAUGGUUUUGAUUUUCGAUUUGAUUUGGAUGGACUCGUUACGGCCCCUCAGCUCUAUGAUUAUGAUUGCACUCUUUACGCUAGGCUUGGACUCUACUGCUACAAUUUUGAGAAGGGAACAAACUUAAAGUUUGUGCGCUGGGAAAAGUACAAUUCUAUGUGCACUUCUUACUACGACGUCUACUUAACUUUGCACGCGAUGGAUCCGGCCUGCAAUUCUGUCUUCCCUUUUCAUACUUUGCUCAGUAAUGCACAUAGAAGAUUUGCCAAAGAUUAUGUUAUAGAUACGUGGCAGAUCUUGGCCUGCAGACCCGCAUGUAACAAGCGUGUUUCUGAAUAUUGGGACCGGGAUCAGGCAAUGGAUACAUUCUACAAGCGUCCAAUGCCCACAUGGUUGUCUGAUGAGGCCUUGGCCACUGACAGCAAAAAGUAUUACGUGGUGCAAGAAGCAGACCUCCAUGAGAAUGACUGGCUGCAUCUAUUCACUGAAAUCGCAUUCUUCUCCAUCGCAAGGGCUGAAUUGGAGGCUUCCCCUCCCUUGGAGAUCAACAAGUUAGUUGUAGAAACUAAAGAAGAUUACAUAACGGAGGCGCGUGAGAAGCUCCACGCAAAGAACGCAAUAUUCUACAUAAGUUAUAAGUAUAGAGGUGAUCCUUCAAUUGGUUUCACUGGUGAUCACAGAGCUAUCAUAAGGAAAACCAUGGAUGGGGAACCAGAGCACAUGUGUCUUGAAAUUGCUUCUGAACGACAAGCCAAGUAGACAGACACUUCCUGUAUGCAUCUGGUCUGUUGCAAUCAAUUAUUAAUCGCUAUUUCCUUGUAACUUUUAUCAUGUUAUAUGUCUACAACUCUAGGGACUAAAACGAGUGGGAUCUAUAUCUAUAUUAAACUUCGCCAAGUGCUA
Molecule: messenger RNA, 1113 nt
Organism: Camelina sativa (false flax)
Lineage: Eukaryota; Viridiplantae; Streptophyta; Magnoliopsida; Brassicales; Brassicaceae
Product: UPF0725 protein At5g63820
Source: RefSeq, a predicted model, not a curated record